AUGCUCAGUGCUAUUAUUUACACUCCCCCCCGCUUUCAAAACGAAGCCUGAAGGUUCGGGGGGAGGAAAGGCGGGAAGAGAGAAACUGUUCUCCUCACGCCCGGAGCUCGCGACGGGAGAGAAGCGGCCUCUGAGGUUACCGUGGAAACGAGGAACCUAACGUCUCUCGCUUUUUUUUUUAUUUUUACCUCGCGCCCUCGCCUUUUUGAAUUCGCGGAGCGCUGGGUUCCAGGCCCCGCCCCCCACCUCCCGCACAAACCAUUCUCCCCACCCGCUUCUUAGUUCAGUCCCGUUGGCCCUUUGAGCUCCGCCCUGAUCUCGCAGCGUCGGCUCUCGCGAGAAGUGGGCCGCAUCUCGUGACUGGGGCCCCGAGGUGGUCGAGGAAACAGAGGUAAGCGGCGGUUGUCCUCCCCCCGCCACCGGUGAAAUUCGGGUGGGUGGGUGUGUAGUGGCGUGUCACGCGCCUUGCGUGACAGGCCUCCGGGCUCCGCUUCGCGUUGUGGGCGGCGAGGCCUUCCCUCUGAGGGAGAAGCGCCCUUCAGGCUUUCCCCACUGAACGCAUGAGCUGGUUUUGGUGACCAAGGAGACACCUCCCCCCCCCCACCUUACACAAGUCCAGCUCCCCAUCUCAUGGCCUCGGCCUGUUCAGGCCGCCCUGAUCUGCCCGUGUUGUUGUGUGAAGGCUCGGAUGUGGCUGGUGAUGUGUGUGCUGCCCCACGUCCCUGCGCAUACAGCUCCCCCUAACGCAUUGCAUUGGUCUUAUAACCGUCAAGGACCCCUGCAAGGUGACCCUGGGCAGAUCCUCCUAAAAGCCGGAAAUCCAGGUUCUCAUUCUGCGCUUUCCCCCCUCCCAUCUCCUUUCCUACUAAAAUACAGUGGUACCUCGGGUUACAUACACUUCAGGUUACAGACUCCGCUAACCCAGAAAUAGUACCUUGGGUUAAGAACUUUGCUUCAGGAUGAGAACAGAAAUCGUGCAGCGGUGGCGCAGCGGCAGCAGGAGGCCCCAUCAGCUAAAGUGGUGCUUCAGGUUAAGAACAGUUUCAGGUUAAGAACAGAACGAAUUAAGUACUUAACCUGAGGUACCACUGUACUAAAAUUAGCUAAAUCAUUGAUCCUUUGCCUGCCUUCACAUGGCAUCUCCAAAUGCUGUCGGGCUGCCUCAUCUUGGAAGCAGCAGGAUGGAAAAAAGUCACAGAAUCACACAAUUGUAGAGUCGGAAGGGACCACGAGGGCCAUCUAGUCCAACCCCCUGCAGUUCAGGGAUCUUUUGCCCAGCGUGGGGCUCGAACCCAUGGCCCUGAGAUUCAGAGUCUCAUGCUCCACUGACUCAGGUAUCCCAGGUGUGCAGUAGUUGUAUUCUGGUUUUGACCUUUUAAACUGCCAGGUGCUGGACUGGAUAAAGCUCCCGUUCUCUAUUUAGGAUGAGAAAAAGAAAUCCCCUAAGAGUUGUCCUGUUUCUCCCCUCCUUUUUGAGGCCUUCAGGUCUGUGUGGUGGCUAGCGCCCACGGGAAAUAGAAGCUUGAAAGGCAGGGAGAACAAUGGUAAGUGGAGCUAGAGCCAAUGACAAGCGGAACCAACCAGUUCUAGUUUUGUUCCCAUCCUCCUUGAUAAGUUCAAGGGCAACACAGACUAAGGCGGAGGAAGCUGACAGCCGCUGUCACCCAUAAGACUGGUUGUAAGAAGGCAGGCAGGUGGGGGCAGGCUUAGGCUGGUGGAACAGUGCCCCUUUUCCCCUAAUCGACCAGUCUCCACUGCUUCAAGAACUAUAGUUGUUCAUGUACUUCAGGUAACUUACUCUGUUUCUGUACAUUUGACGCACAGAAAAUUCUCACCAUCCAGGUGAAUGGUGGCUGUGACUACCUGAAAGCGCUUGGACAUGGACAGGUGUGCAUGUUACCAAAUUCCUUUCUGAUGUGGAAAAUCAAGUCUGUGUAGUCACUGCAUGAAAUGCUCUGAGAGUGUCUUGCCAUUGAAUCCUUUGGCGAAGCCCCCCUCCGAGUAGGAAUAAGACUUGAAGUACCCCAGACAUUCUCCCCCCCCCCCCUGUAAAUUUCAAAGAUGCGUGUGGAAAGUAGGUAGAAGUGCAGCUUAUAGUUCCUGGUUUAUAUUUACAAGCAUCCCCACAUUUAUGCAGGGGUUAUGUUCCAGCCCCCCCAUGUGCAUAACUGAAAUCACGUAAAAUGGGGAGCACCCCACUUUAAUAGGGGGGCCUGUGGUGUGGAGGAGAGAGAUUCAAGUGUGCUGCCAAGGCUGCUGCCCAAUGCACCUUCCCUUGCUCGGAGUUACUGCCUGGAAGUCACUCAGGGUCUCUGUCUGUCCUAUUCUGAGCAUUCUCUCACUUGGGGCCACUGUCCCGAGCCUUCCCUCCAGUAUUUAAUAACCAUUAUGGCCAUGCUUCAUAUCUGACCAUAACUAUUCACUUUCAGUCUCUGAAAUAAUUAUUCUUAGCAAGUCACCUUUCUGGUUUUAUUUCUUCAUUUUUCUAGUAAAUAAUACACUGUAUUAAUAUGCUUGACUUUGCAUUUCAGAUGCCCUGUCAAAUCUGGUUUUAAGGACGAGGUUGUCAUGGGUUCAUCUUCAUCUUCUCCAUCAAUUGCACUCCAAGCAAAUGUAUCAGAACAGCCUCAGGCUGUGCCUUCACAAUGUCCAAUGCACCAGAAGAACAUGGAAGGUAAUUGGUCACUCAACUAAACAAGCUAAGCAUGUGAAAAAUGAUUCUAAAAUCGCUUCAAAGAGGCUUAUUUAACAAUAAGCAUAGGUUUCCACAUUUUGGUUGGCCUGGUAAAUAUGAGAACUCCCAGCAGCCUUGCUGCUACAGAGGUGGGUGAAGUUCGCAAAGUUUCUAUGUAGUUCUCCCCUUCUCCUACACAAAGGUUAGUAGAGUGAAGGGUGGUGAUUGUUCAGCCUCUGAGGUGGCUGAAAUGCCUCAGCUAUACCAGGCCAAAUCAGCAAGGCUCUGCCAGUCUUUUCAGCUUGAGUAAGAAAAGGUGGGGUGGACAAGGGUAGUGUCUUUGGAGUCAAGGUGUCUGGACCAUGCUAGAAGUGUAGGACCAAACCAACAAGCUUGGAGCUGGAAAGGGAAGCAGUGGGGUAUCUCUUCCCUCGUAUGAGGUUUGCGACAAAGGGAAAUGGGGUCCCAGCAAUCACAACCGUUUGGCUUGGCUUCCAAGGCCAGCCAGUAUUUGUGGACCCAGAGCUAAUAUGGCUGGUUCUUUAAGCCCUAAAUGUGUGGAUGUUAAAGCAAGAGAGUUUUUUUCCAUUGGGAUUUAUUUUUAUCAUUAAGAAGCUUCUGAAUUCAGGCUAGGCACUCUUAUUAUCCAACAUUAGAAUUCUUAUUCGAUCUUCUCAUUAUGAUAACUUAUUUAUUUAUAAGGUUGCCUACCCACCUCUUCAUCUUAAGUUUACAGCAUUACAAUAUUCAAUUAUAAAACAUGUAACACUGUUUCAGAUGAAGAGAAUGAUAUAAAUUCAACAAAAGAGGCAGGUCCCGUAAAACAAAGGUCCUAAUAUCCAAAGUAAAGAAAUGCCUCUUCAGCAUGCCUUGAAAGCUGCUUAAUGAAGAUUCUAGACACACUUUGUGGGGAGAGAGUUCCACAGUUUAGGGGAGAAAGCUCUCUUGCCAUUCCUCACAAUUCUGAGGGUGAGGCAAUUACCAAGAGAGCCCACUCCUAACACCCAAGAAUAGUGAUGGAGAUGAUCCUUCAGAUAUUUUGGGCCCAAUCAUUAGGACAUUAAACAUGUUGCCUGGCAGCUAUUGCAGCUGUUGUAAAACAGAAGUUAUAUGAAUUCUAAAUGGAACCCUAGCUAGUAAUCUAAUGAGAAAAAACAAUCUUCAUGAAUGACUUUUCCAUUGCAGCUACAGAAGAGAAAUACAGGACAUUUAUUUUCAUAAAUCAAAAUGUGAACCGAGGUCCCAGUCCUAACUCUGGCUGGGCUUCAGCAGGGCUUAACAGAAUAGUGAAACAACCAACACAACCCUACCACUUGUGCUUGAUAGGAAAAGGAGGUUGUUUUGGUAUAUCAGUGGCAGGGGAUGUGCAGAAACGAGGGCUGGAUCUUACAGCUUGUUGAACUGGCUUAGGAUCUAUUUUGAUCCUUCUUCUUCUUUGGUGAUCACUCGUAGCCGAGUAAGAUUGUCUUCCAUGGAUUCCCUAGCUCUGGAACACCCUGUUACAGGACUUUACAUUGGCUGCUGCCAGUGGCAACUUCCACCUAUUCAUGCUUUCAGUAGGUUGGGACCUCUAGCAGAACAGGCUUCCUGCCAGUGAAGCCUGGCAUAGCCAGGCAAAGCUGUGCAGAGAGACAUGCUUGCUUCAUUCACCUGUCCCUGUGCAUCAGGGUAUAUUGUGCUGCAGUAUAAAUAUUGACUCACAAAAUACAUUUCCAGUCACACUACAUCAAACUGUAUAAAUAGAAGCAUGAAUAAAGUUCAAAUUAAGGGCACAGUGAACUAGAUCAUUUGCCAUUAAGUUCAUAUUCUGCUGCACAAAAUUAUGGUUUGUUUUGUUUCAGGUUGUCCAAUGAAUAUGCAGUCAGCUGGCAGUCUUAGUGAGAACCAGAGCUAUCCUGUUCCUGCGCAUCAAGAAAGAGCAUAUGAAUAUGUGGAGUGCCCUGUGAAAUCUCAAAUGCAUGAGAAGAUUGAUCCUAGCAAUAUGGUAGCCUCAAAGUUUUUCCCCCCUAGUGUGCUUUUAUAAAAUAUAAAAGUGAUAUUUUAACAUUAUUAUGAGGCCAACAAGAAUUCUGAUAUGUUUCUGCUGCAACUUUUAAGAGUAAUGCCUAAAAACUUGGUAUUUCAUGUUGCAGACAUCUGUUAACGUAACUGAACUGAGAUUACUUUGAGCUGUUUAUUCUGUAGUGCAAAGUAUCACCCUGUCUUCAGAUUGAAAAGGCAGUUACCCUGAAUAUUGCUUUUCAAUAUUGCAGUAUUGCAUUUGGCUGCUCUCAACAAUAGACAGUAGCCAUCAAAAUAUAAUUUUCUCUAUAUCUGCUGUUUAUGAAAUUGUCAGGCUGAUAUCGUUACUUCUGUUCAGUUUAUCAUUUUUGCAAGCAAGUUAGAACAUUUGUGACAGGCAUAGUAUUGUCUCUGUAUUAAUUUAAGGCAAUUCUGAUUGUAAAUAUAGUAAUCUUGACUAACACCUGUAGAAAGUGAACGCUUCAGCCUUUCAGAUCCUGCCUUCCUUUGUUCUUCUUCCAGUAAUAUUUAUUAAAACUAAUAUCAUCUCUUCUGUUAUCAUUCACCUUUGGACACCCUUUCCUUUCCUACCAGGGACAUGUCUGUCAAUAUCCUGGGAGAUUUGAUGAGUUGUUUUUAAAAUGCUAAUCAUCUGCUCAGUUUACUUACUUGCAUUAACUUAGUUCCUUUUUAACUUGAAACAUACGAAUUGAAUGCAGGGUGGUAUAGAAAUGUUUAAUCUGGGGAACCGGGUUCGCGUCUCUGCUCCUCCACAUGCAGCUGCUGGGUGACCUUGGGCCAGUCACACUUCUCUGAAGUCUCUCAGCCCCACUUAACUCACAGAGUGUUUGUUGUGGGGGAGGAAGGGAAAGGAGAAUGUUAGCCGCUUUGAGACUCCUGAAGGGGAGUGAAAGGCGGGAUAUCAAAUCCAAACUCUUCUUCUUCUUCUUCUUCUUCUUAAAAGAAUUUUUUUUAAUUAGUAAAGGGCAUCCACCCUCCUGGUUUCAGAGCCUUUGAAUCUCUGCAUCCUAAGGCUCAAAAAAGAAGGUAGUGUGAAAAGCCAACCUCAGACGUAUAAAGCAUGAAUAAAAUAAUUUAUUUAUAAAUAAAUGUAUAGGGUGGAAUUCAACAAUCCUCUCUUCCAUUUGCUCUGUCUGCACAACUGUUCCAGACAGCACAACCUGCUCCUUCCCCUUCUCUCCUUUUUGGAUAGCAGGUUGGGAAGAGGAAGGAAGCCUGUUGUGCAAUGGAAGUCCUUGCACAGGGCUUCUGCUGCCAGGGCUGGUUUACUGAAUCUUUCCCAUAAAGUCUAUUUUUUAACAGUGCAGAAUUCUUGUUUCCAAGUGUUAAGUAACUCCUGAGCUGAACAGCAAGUAACCAAUGUGUUGGGUCAUUCAGAGUACUCUGGACAAAACACUCUUCUUUGAAAUGUUUGACUAAAUGAAACUUGCUCUUGUUAAAGGAUGUCUUAAGUAGAGUAGGUGAGAAGCAUACCUGGAGUGAGGGAAGUUAUCACUGAAGAUACGGUUCUUUAUCGCAGAAUAUCCACUGUUCUUAUUUCCUGCUCCUUCUUAUUUAGAUGCCAGCACCUAAUCAGCUACCAGCCCCCGAUCAACCAUUUCCAUUGUCUACAGUGAGAGAAGAGUCUACUAUUCCUAGAGCGUCUUCUGAACAAAAAUGGGUUUAUCCCUCAGAGCAGAUGUUUUGGAAUGCAAUGCUUAGAAAAGGGUAAGUGAAUUAUAAAUUAAGUACAGCAUCACUUUGCUGACUAGCCUGCUGAUGCAGGUACAACAAAAAGUGCAUUGAAAUCACCCUGCUCAUGCUUCUCAUCCUCUCAGAUUAACUGUAACCUGUCUCAGCAUACCUGGGAUUUAAGGUGGAUUUAUAAACAUCCAGGUGUUCGUCCAUUGCCUCUCCCAUUGCUCUCUUCAUUUUAUUCACCCCCCCCCACCCCCUGAAAUAUAUUUGAGGCUGUGCCUGUGCUGGCUCAUUUAUUUAUUUGAGUAACCACUUGAUGUUGCUUUCAUUAAAUAUUAACAUACAGGUGUGAACAGGGCCUAGUUAAGUUUACAAAGUCCUGUGUACACAGGGUUAUCUGUGAGUAACCCUGUUGAACACAGGGACAUAAGUCUGAGUAAAUAUACACAGGAUUAUGCUGUCAAUCAGUCUGCCUGGAAGCUAUGCUUAAGCUCUCAACUUUCCUUUUUUUAACCAUAGUGUAUGAGCAUUUGAUCUUAGACAUGACUAUAAUGCAGACUUUCUAAAAUACUGGCAGUUGCGUGAUUGAGCAAAAAUGUCUUCAAGCUUUUUAGAAGUUAGGCAACUAUGGUAAAAGACUAAAAUGUGCAGGUGGUAUAGCAUGCAUCUUUCAGCCCCCUGAAAAUCUGCUCUGGAGGGUUUUGGGUACCCUUGGGAGCAGUGUGAGUUGGGUCUGUAGGGGAAAUCACACCUUCAGCCUGUGGGGAUGAUGUCCAUUUAGCAGAGCAGGAGGUUCCUCUGGAUUAGAGUCUGCAAACAGAAGGAGUUGAUGGAACCAACCCAUUAAACUUAUGCUUUUUGACUGUGCUUUGAAGAAAAGGCCCACAAUCUGUUAUGCAAACACCCAGUUUAGCUGAAAAAUGAAGAAGCCUACAAAGAUUUACCAUCGCAGCAAAAAACAGGCAAGUAGUAUAUUGUGCUGUUGGCAUAUUUGAGUUUUGUGCCAGCUUGGUAAAUAACAUCUCUACUUAGUUAUUUCUUUGUUCAGUGGAGGAAGGGCAGAGAGAUGGGGAACUUGAUUUCAGUCAAGUAGUUCCCCCUCGCACAAUAAAAUAAAGACUUGGAACUCCACAGUUCCCCUCUGAUACCUCAUUUUUCAAUAUUCCUUCUGUAGAUGGAGAUGGAAAGAUGAUGACAUAAAACCUGAAGAUAUGAAUAAUAUAAUCAAGAUUCAUAAUCAGAAUAAUGAACAGGCAUGGAAGGAAAUUUUAAAAUGGGAAGCACUUCAUGUAAGGCAAGUACAGCUACAAUUUAUAUUCACAGUUUGAUACAGUAUCUUGUAAUAAAAGAUAUACAGGUGAGUUUUUGUUUUCUCAUAGUAAUUCUAGGUUUUGUGCAUUUUCGUGUUGAAAGGAAAUACAUAUGGAAAUGAGAAGUUGGUGCAGGUCUUUCACUAACAUGAUUAGGCUUUUUUUUACUUUCAGAACUAAUUUGUUCCUCUUUAACUUUCUGAACCAUAGAGGUCAAAUAACUCACAGAGACUGUUGAAAGAUGCUUUGGGGUUCUGCAAUUAGCAUCUAAAGGUCACACUAUUUGAGGUAGUUUUGUGAGUUCAAUUAACGUGACAAUUUUUUUGUUACAUAAAUAGUAGCCAUGCAAAGCCUGCCACAGCCCUGACAAAAAUUGCUUCUCUGAAGCUGUUUACAAUUAAAGGGAGAGGUGUUUUUGUGUGUGUGUGUGUGUGUGUGUGUGUGUGUGUGUAUGAAGUAAAAAAAAGGGGGGAAUCUGCUGCCUUUGACACAGGAAGGUGUGAUCUCCACAGAAUAAAUAUCAUUUUAUAAUUUCAUUUUGCUGUUGUGAAAUUGAAGUUAAGAAAUGUAUCUAUAGUUGUAUGGUGGACACAUUUAAGUCACAAACAAAUACUUCUUAGUCCUUUUGACUGCAAUUGUUUAGCCUUGAUUGCUGAUUAUGUGUUUCUAAAUUGCCUUUAGGGAGUGUCCAUGUGGACCAGCACUUAUUCGGUUUGGUGGUAAAGCGAAGGAGUAUUCGCCAAGAGCCAGAAUAAGGUCUUGGAUGGGGUAAGCUGUAUAGAUCAGAUUGCUUUCUAUUUUAAAAACAAAAAGUCUUAAAAUUUGGAAUCUUUGUGUUUAACAGAAUGGGACUUGAACGAGGCAGGUCUUUGUUAGGUACCUUAACUUUAAUGUUUGCUACAUGUGACAUAUGUAAUGAUUGAUAUACAGUUGGGCUACUUUUUAAAAUUCAACAACAUUAAGACUUUUAUUUCUUUCUAGCUAUGAACUACCUUUUGAUAGACACGAUUGGAUUGUUGAUCGCUGUGGAAAGGAAGUUCGAUAUGUAAUUGACUAUUAUGAUGGAGGAGAAGUAGAUAAGAACUAUCAGUUCACCAUUUUGGAUGUCCGUCCGGCUUUUGAUUCCCUAACUGCAGUAUGGGACAGGAUGAAAGUGGCUUGGUGGCGCUGGACUUCAUAACUAAAUUUGUGCAGUAUGAACAGUUACACUAUUUGGGCAAAGUGGUGCUGCCCUAACUUUGGACUUUAAUAAAAGUUUAUGGUGACUUAAGUCAACAGCAUUCUACUUUCCAUUGGAGGAGAAAUUACAUUUAUUUAAACAAGCCUCUCAUUAAAUAAUACAGUGUUUAUGUUGUCCAACAGUGUUGACCUUUCAGAAAAACUCUAUGGAAACAUGCUCAAUAAGGAAUACGGAAGGCACUCAACUAGUGAAUGUAGUAUAUCAGUACUAUGAAAUGGGAGUAGCUGUAAUCUUAGUGGACGAGCAAUUACAACCUUUUAACAGUGAUACCAUAAAACCUGAAAGAUGAGUGCAUAAACUGUUUUGAAAUUAUACCUUCUGCUGUAAAAAAUAAAAUGACAUUUAGUCUUUAAAAAUCCACAAAAUCCUUUUUGAGUGACUUACAUACCAUAGAUUUUAUAUUACACUGAGUGUAUAUGUUCUCAAGGUAACCAUGAUUCAUGCACAACCAUAUGUGUUUAAAAGCAAUCAGAAGUCAUCUGAAUCAACAGCAUUUAUAUCCUGCCUUUUAUAUUAAGCUGAAAUUAAGGUGAUGCUUGGCUAAUUAAGUUGCUCUUCUGAAAAAAAAGAACUUACGUCGGAGUGUGGUCCUGUAUUUGCCCUUUUAAGAAGAAAGGUGUCUUAAAACAUAUCAAUGCCAAAGUUAGUUAUGCAGUGCAAAAAUGUAUUGUUAAUGGAACCGCCUUUAAAACAUUUCAUUUAGUUUGAUGAAUGUAGGCAAAAAUAUUGCUCUCCAGAGAUGACAGCAUUUGCCACUAAAUCCAAACUUACACAUAAAUAAGACUUUCAGCUUGUGUUGGAAAUGUAACAACUGCUCCCAAGUUAAAACCUGAGUGUACCAUUUCCCUGUUCAGAUGGAUGCAGAAAAGUCACUUGGCCAAUCGUAGGUGCAGUUGAGUUGAUAACCAUUCUAUACCAGUGCUGCUGGUUGUAUCUAGGAAAACACAAUAAAAGUUAUGAGGAUUGCACACUCAGUUUGUCCUUCUCACCUCCACUCCUUUUGGCUUUAAAAGGACAGAGCACAAGGACAAGCAAGGUGAGUGAAGACAGAGUGGGUGAUUCGCUCUUGUAUAAUUGUUUGCAAGGCUGUUGUACACAUCCCUUGGAAGAAUAUUCUUCAAGAGCCUUUGAAUAAAGAAGGAAUUAUUCGCACAAAAAAUAAAGAUAUAAUAAUAAGAACAUUUGCAAAGAGGAUUUUUUUGGGGGGAUGCUGCUAGGGAGAAAACCAUUGAUAGAAUAUUAUUAUUAUUAUUAUUAUUAUUAUUAUUAUUAUUAUUAUUAUUAUUAAUUGAAUUUAUAUACUGCCCUAUACAUGGGGGUCUCAGGGUGGUUCACAGAAUAAAAUAAAGAUAUAAAACCACAACACAUACACACACACAAAACAAAUAUUAUUAGGAUAUCAAAUAAUGUUUUUGUUGAAGGAUCUAUAUAUGCAACAUUCACAAUUGAUUUGCUAAAUUAAAUCAUCUUGGAAUUGUGUUUGAAAAUGCAUACAGGGUAGGUAUAAAACAGCAAGGAGUAUCUAUAUAGAUAUGUAGAUGCAAUAAUUCUACCUCUUGACAUGCUGAAUGUUGCAUCUUAAUUGAUGUUGUUCAAGGAAUAUUGGCAUGUCUACAAGAUGCAUUUGCUGUCCAAUUAUCCAUUGUUCUAGUGUGUGUACAUUUAUCUUCGUUGUAUAUAGAUGAAUUCAGUUACAUGUCAACUGCUUCAUAGGUGUGUCUUUGGUUUUAAUAAACUAUUUUUUACUUUAUUGCUUGUCGGAUUUUAUUUUCUUGGGGUAAACACUUCAGUGAUUUGGUGAUACCUUAGCAAUGCACAAAGCAUUCAAAGCCUUGGAGUUCCUUAAAUGUUUCCAUGCCUGUGGGCUUUUUGACUAAGUCAGUAAGGCUGGAACUAAGCAUGAUACAUGUGUGCAGAAGCCUGCUUUAAUUGCACAUUGCUCUUGCUGGGUUGGGGAGAUUUUGUGCAGCCUGAAAAGUCCCCUCCAGGAUUGCCAAGGUACAAAACCAAACUGCCCUCAAGGUUACGUGUCUUCCCCCAUCAUCUGUAUGGUAGGCGUGGAUGUCUUUGAGGACAACAACCUAUAUAGGUUCCAGUAUGAAAUAUAUUGGGCCAAAUGCACAGACACUUUGAAACUGAAAAUACAUGCAUCUGAAUUCAUCAGUAUGGGCCAUUUAAGCACAGAAAUGUAACAUCAAAAUUUCCAGGAAUACUUGCUCUAUACAGAAUAUGUAUUUACUGAGUACCCAUUUGGCAGAGUUCAUAAAAAAUGCAUUACGCCAAACUUUCGUAUUUGCCUCCUUUGCAUUUUGUGAGGAGAAGCUGUUUCAUGGCAUGAAUAUUACCAGGAAAGACAUUCUUUCAAAUGAAAAUAAGUUUCUUAAAUUGCAUUUUGUUUUGUUUUUAAUUCAUCAUUUUACUAAGAAUUUUCUGUGCCUUUUCUAUUCCUUAAAAGGAGACACAUGGAUCAUAUUUUGCUUGCUUGUAUUGGAACAAAAAAAAUGCAGUGUUCUUGUUUUGGGCCUCUAGUCAGGUUUUUUUUAAACACUUUUAAGUUCAUUCAGGAAUAUGUUAGCACCUGUGAGCCAUUUGCUCAGAUCUAAAUGAUUAACUCUACCUUGCAAAAAUAAGGGACUUGAUUUCCCCCCUCUGAAAAUGACAGCUAUGUUUCCUUUUGUGAUGAAAUAAAACCUGUAGUUAAGAAUUAAUGAAGAUGCAGAUGGUCUCCACUUAAUCUGACCUUUCUCAAAUUGUAGGUAUGAAUUAAUUGCACAGGAUGAUGCUAUUGUGACUGCAUUAACACCACAAAUGUCAUGGUAGGCCAUCAGAUACUUGCAAAGUUGAGGAGUCAUAAGAAAAAGAUUAAAACUCGUGUUUACAACAUUUAAAUCUGCUCUGACCUUUAUAAAGUACAGUUUACUUUCCAAAGAAAUAUGCUGCCUGAGUGUAUAAUAGCAAUUAAACAUUCAAACAAAACUUUUUCUUUAACGGUUUAUCUAACAUACUUUUGCAUAGUUUUUAAAUUCCUCAGACAAAACCCUCACAGUUUUAAGUUUCUGUGAAAUGCAGAAUUUUGUGGUUUUAAAAAUGCCUGACUCAUUUAUUGUACAGCAUGCAGGUUAGGGUAUACAUAUUUCAAAAACACCAUGUAGGUCAUGACUUCUGGGCAUACAAUAUUGAGCUCUUACUAUCAUCUCAGCACUACUGCUCAUCUGUUCUUGUUGCAAAUAAACCUACCCCUCUGAUCCUUUUGAUUUCACAAGCAGUUUGGAUUGUUUGAGCAGUUAGAUAAAGGUCAUUUAAAAAGAAAAAAAAGUCACUCAAACUGUUCGAAAGGAACUGAAAUUCUGGAUCUGCGUGUGGAAAGUCUGAGUGAUACAUUCCCCAGGUGGGAAGGAUUAAGUAACAAGUGUGCUAUCCUUGCAGCUAAAGUUACGAACACAUUAUAUCUUUACCAUAUGGUCCCUGACAUUGCCCCUGCAGACCCACAUUAACAUUUUACAUUACAUGGUGGUAAAAAGUGAAUGUAUUAAGUACCCUUCUGCUAAAAUUGCUGCCUAUGAUACAGCUAUAAACAGUAUUAUAAAACAGUGGUUCCCCAAUUCCACCCAACUGCAAGACAACUUGAGGGUCUUACCAGACUACUUAAUUUCCCCCCCUGCCUGCUGUAGCAAAUGUGAUGCACUGGUGCUAGAUGCACUCUCUGCUUUUUAAUUGUGCUGUUAUUGCUUCUUUUACUUCUUACUGAAUUUAUUGUAUAGAACUCAAAUUAUAUUGUAUUUUAUGGUAAGAAUUCAAAUAAUCCAUAGAAUUCAAAUUGCAAGACAACAAAAUACAAUAUAAGAAAUAAAAGAAGCAAUUCAAAUGCAAUUAAAAAUUAAGAACAUUUAAUGUGAUGGAUGGGCCGUCGCCCGUCUUCGACCACAAAUCCAUACACACACCACAGACCACCUGAAUGAAGCUCGGUUCGCAGACCAGUUUAGGAAGCCCUGUUCUAAAACACAGCCAUGUUUGGCAGAAAGUGUUAUUCUCUCAGUCUGCAGAUGCAUUUUUUGGCUGCAUUUUUAUACGCAAUGAGUGCAGUGUAUUAAAUGACUUUGUUCAAUCCUCUCAGAAGUAUGGCAUCUUCAGCUGAAUUGGAUACCAAUUAAAUACUUUGAAAAGGAUGGAUUUUUCUCCAUCACAUAUAUAUAUAAUGAUUGAACAACCAAAGCACACAAUGUACAUAAAGAGAACAAUUACCAUACAACAUAAUAAUAUAGGUUCAACACAAUGAGCUUUGUAAUAAAGUAUAAAAAAUCAGGAGUGAAUGAAAUGGUUACAAUUAUUAUAAAUGAGGUGUAAAAGCACAUGUUGCAUACUUCAGUAGGGAAGACCUUUUCCUUCCCCCCCCUAUUGCUGUAAUAUUAAUUUCUUAACCUUGUAUUAGUCACUAAUACGUCUUUAAUCAGUCAUUCUGACUACUGGGGAUUAAUAUUGUUUCUGUUUAGGUCCUGAGACCUUGCCAACAUUGGUGAGUUUUAAAGUGAUAAAAUUUAUGUAGAAGAAAGCGGAAAAGAUAAUAUAAUAUAAUAUAAAUCUAUGCUUGAAUAGUGCAACUGUGGAUGUGCAAAUAUACUCUCCUCCCUAGCUGCGGGACAUGCGUGUUUACUGCACCCUUUCAAUUAAGCAUCAGUACAUCCCAACAGUAUGGCUACAACAAGCCAUAUUCUGAUGGCAGUUCCAUUUAUCCACACAUAUCUUUUAUAUGUGAAUUAAAUCUGCAAAGGGCUAAGUUACAAGUGUUCGCAUACCAGGAAUUGGUAGGCCACACUAAUUAGCUGGUAUGUUAAUAAUAAAAACAGCUAAUAAUAUUAGUUUUUUGUGAGCCACACAACUGGAUUUUUUUUUUUAAAUAGAAAAGAGUUCCUACACAGUAAUAAUGCAACAGAAGGCCAAGAAUAGACAUUCAUCUUGAAUUUAAAUAUUUAGCAUUUUCACAAGCCUGUGACUACAAGAGAAUGUAUUACGUUUAGAUGGGAUUUAGAUCUUUGACAUGAAGUGGAUAUUUGCAUAGUGUGACAAAUAUCAAACUGACAUUAUGCUGUCUCAUUUGAUGACUUCCAAAUGUCAGAGUGCAAGAACUUGUGUGUGGGGACCUCAGUGACUUUAGAUAGUGUCAGUUUAAAAGACAUUUACAUUGACUUAUUAUUUUUUAAAAAUUAUUUAAAUGUAUAAAAUGUAUUAAACAAAGCAUUGUUAAGAAAGGAAGAUGGUUGCUGGGGGAGUGCGAUGGGAGGAAAAGAUUGUCAUAAAAGAAGAAGGUGGUAAGUUUCAGCUAAUUUUCAUAGACGCCUUUCUGACAGGAGCAAGCAAUACUUUGCUGCACUUUUGACAGCCUCUCUUCAACUGUUUCUGGCACCUGCCGCUCAUUCCCCUAUUAGUUUGUAAAUAUUUCAUACUUACAGGUAUGAAAUAUGUAGACUGCUGAAACAUGGCCACACUGCUGUUUUUAAUAGUUUCUUUUUUUUUUUUGGCCUUAGUAUUUGUAAGUGAAUUUUUUGUGGGCCUGCUGCUUUACGUGCAAUUAUCUUUGCACAGCUGCAGCAGCAAGGAAGCUGUGGUUUUGUUAAGCACCCUUUCACUUGGGCAGCUGCGACCAUGGUACCUUGGAAAAUGCUUGUUCGGAUAUAUUUCCCACCUGACCCUAAGAGCUCAUGGCCCACCACAGCAACUACGAAGGCAGCAUGUGGGCCUGUGUACUUUUAAGCAUCCACAAUAAAAUACAAAUACGAUUUGAGGGAGCCUUGGGAGAAGGUGCCGCUGAUGGUUCCCUCCUCUGCCAGUGGACCCUGGCCGUGAGCUUAUUCUGGCAGGUGGCUGUGUAUAACCACCCAUUUAUUUUCCCACAAUGCUCCAGGAUGACACUAGCUGAAAGCAGCGGUGGUUGUGAGGAUUUUGCGCUGCCUUCAACCGGACUGCCAUACAAACAGAAAGUGUGUCCUUGAUUUCCCGCUGCCCACACUCUUGCCAAUAAGGCACAAUCCUGGGCCCUGCCCUGCCCACAUAUAAAUCAUGGGCACAGCAUAUCUUGGAGCACCUAAUUCCCCAUGAACUCUCCUAGCUAUGAAUAACUUCACAGGAAGCCUUGUCUCUAUUUAGCUGACAGAGGCUUUUGGUGGAGACUUUCGAGAUACGUUCCAUAUAAGGUUUUUUCUUUUGUAGGUAAUUGUUUUGAGCCACUUCACAUGAUGUUACUACAUGGGUUGGGUUGCCCUGUCUAUUUUUGCCAUGGAUUGCUUUUUAAAAAAUUUUUUAGUUGCCACCUUUUAUUUCUCUUUUUAUCCAGCCUUUUGUCAAAGGAGCUCAAACAGCUCUUUUCACAACAACCUUGUGAGGUAGCUUAGGCUGAUACAAGAUGACCGGGCCCAAACACCACACCAUUUGAACUCUGUAAUGGAGGUAGGGGCAGGAUUCGGACUCAGGUCUCACCCUGUUUUACGUGCAGUGCUCUAACCACUAUGCCAUGCUUAGGACUGGAACUACUUUUAGCAUUUCUUGGAAUUGUUCAAGAUUACUUAUCUGUGAAUUAAAGAUUGCCUAUUCAACGGAAUUAAGUGGUGACAGCGGGCCAGGAAGGUUUCAGAUACCUGAGAAGAGUUACAAAGUACCAUAUAACCAUAAUUUUCCAAUUUGCGCACUUUCAGUUUAUGUUGUUUCCCAUGCACAAGUUUUGUUUAAAGGUCCUUUGUCUAAAGAAACAAUUCUGAAAGCAAUUAAACUUCACACUUUAGGAAUGCAGAGCCUCUGACUGUUCUUAUUGUUAGAUUUACAGCGCUUUGUCCCGAAGGAACGGGCUUCUUUUCAUCACAAAGUACACAACCUUGGUUAUCGAGGCAACCAGAGGUAACCAGGAAUCAGCUGUCAGCGGCAGAAGCCGCAUCCUUUGCCUUUGCCUUAAGGAGCGAAGGAGGCGGAGCGCCCCCUUGUGGACACGGGACUCCUUUUCAAGCCCGUCCCCGUUUUCAAUCCGGGCGGAAGGGGCGGGGUGUCUCUCUGCCAUGUCGGACAUGGCUUUAGAGGAGCUCUCUGCGAUUGCCGCGAUUUACUGCGGGGAAGAUGAAUGCGAAGUGCUGGAGGUGUCAG
Podarcis lilfordi (Lilford's wall lizard) is the source of this 16048-nucleotide messenger RNA. The record is from the annotation of a GenBank genome assembly. NCBI's taxonomy places the organism in Eukaryota, Metazoa, Chordata, Lepidosauria, Squamata, Lacertidae.